Messenger RNA from Drosophila busckii, 1254 nucleotides. Its product is annotated as ketohexokinase-like. Lineage: Eukaryota; Metazoa; Arthropoda; Insecta; Diptera; Drosophilidae. The record is from RefSeq and is a predicted model, not a curated record. Bases 1 to 1254 code for a protein of 417 amino acids. The transcript has a single exon.
AUGUGUGCGGCCUGUGCCUUGAGCCUGGGCAAGCCUGUGCUAUGCGUAGGCAGCCUCUCCAUUGAUCUGCUGCAGUUCUGCCGCCAGGUGCCGCAGCCAAAUGCCACGGAGCAUUGCAAGAAGGCGCGCUGGCAACGAGGCGGACACGCCGCCAAUGUGUGCCGAGUGCUGCAUCUGCUGGGCGUGCAGACGGAGCUGCUGGCCAUGCUGAGUCGCAGCAGCGCGCUGCAGUCGAUGCUGCGCGAGCUGCACCGCAGCAACAUUGAGACCAGCCACUGUCCGCGAACGGAGCUGGAGCCGGCUUACAAAACUGUAAGCAUUGGGCCACGCGCAGGACAACGCAGCGUGGUCGAGUGCGAUAGAAACUUUCCGUAUGUGCAGGCGGAGCAUUUUCAGCAGCUGGAUCUGAGUCAGUACGGCUGGGUGCACUUUGAGGCGCGCAGCUUGCGGGAAACGCUUAAGAUGAUGCGCAGCAUUUGGGAGUACAACAAUGGACGUGAGGAGCGCAUACGCAUAUCCUUGCGUGUGGCUGCAGACUUUGCCGAGCACAAGGAUCUGUUCAGCAUGUGCGACUAUGUGAUAGUGUCGCAUGAGAUGGGCGUGGCGCAGGGCUGGCACUCGCUGGAUCAUGCCUGCCAGGAGCUGCGCAGGACUAUAGCCUUGCCCUAUAGUCUGCAUGUGCGACGCCCUUGCUUCAUCAUCAGCUGGGGCGCAGUUGGCGCCGGCUGCAUCGACCGUGCUGGCAACUAUGCGCUGCUGCCUGCGGAGCGCGUCAACUUCGUUGUGGACAGCUACGGCGUGGGCCACUGCUUUACGGCUGCCCUGAUCUACGCCAAGUACAUGCGCCAAAUGGAGCUAAAGUCGGCGCUGGAGUUUGCCAUACGCAUAGGCGCGGCCAAGCUGAUGGCCAUUGGCUAUAAGCACUUGGCCAAGCUGUAUACAUAUCCGCCAGAUCCACGCAGCGAUGCAGACACCGAGCUGAUUGAGCCGUCGGAUGAGGAGGAUGCGGAACUGCGCAUCUGCAGCGCCAUAUUCAAUCGCCCCAUAGACUACACACGCCACGACCGAAAGUCGCGUCCAAUGGCAAACAUUGCUGGUGCUACUGGCGAGAAACGCUUCUCCCGAACCGUUGAGAUUUUCAGCCGACAAGUUCGCAGCAUUAUAAAGUCGUAUCGUGAGAAGUCGCGUCAGCUUUCGACCAAGUUUAUAGCUGUGGUCGACCUGGCAGCGCAUGCAAAUAAAAAACGCACUUAA